UGGCGAAAAAAUAAAAAGAAUAAAUAACAAAAAUACAAAAUAAUUUUGUAUAAGAAAUUUUGUAAAAGUGACUGUAGUAGCGGCUAUCAGGCUAGCAAGUGUUCCGUAAACUACUGAAGAAAACUGUUAUACAACAAGGAUUUUGAAUUGAAAAGUCAUAUAAAAACAAAAAAAAAAAACAGAAAAAAAAAAUACUAUAAUGUCGAAUUGGGGUGAAAAUAGUAGUAAUAAAAGGUCUUCGCGGUCAAAAACACGCAUUCAAUAUUUAAAAGAAAAUUAUAAUAAAAAAGAAAAUUAUGAAUCAAUACCAUUAUAUCAAUCAAAAAAUCAAAAUAUUAAUAAUAGUGAAAGAAAUGAAUUAAAUUUUAAUGAGAAAUUAUUAAGAAAAAAUAUUAAAAGUAGUGAUUUAAAUUCAAAAACAAAUACAACAAAAUAUUCAAAAAUACGUGAAAGAUUAAAAGAUCUUAAGCGUUUAACAAAUUUUUCUAAUUAUAAUAUACAAAAUAAUCAAUUAUUAAAUAAUAUUACGAGUAGUAUAACAAAUAAUGAUAAUAAUAAAAGUAAUACAAUUGAAAUCAAUGAAAAUUCAUUAGACAAUAAAAUUAAUCAAACUCCGUCUUCAUUAUUGCCAACAACAACAGCAACAGCGAUAGCAACAACAGCAAUUGCUAAAGAAAAGGAUAACAAUUAUGUUCGUAUCCAAGUGAAAUACGAUGACAUUGAGAAAACAAAUAAUUUGGAAAUUUUUGAAAAUUUUAAUUCUAAUAUAAAUAAUAUUAUUACUAAUCCAACAAAUUUAAAUUGUAAUAUUAAUGAAUCAUUAAUAAUCGAAAAUAAUGAAAAUUUUCAUGAACAAGCAAUCGAUUGUCCCGAUGAAUUUUUAGAACAACAGAAAUUAAAAAAAUUAAAAAUUAAGAAUAAAAAUUAUAAGGAUAAAAUCAGGGAUUUUUUAAGGGAAGAUUGGAUUCAAACAGCGAACAAUUCAAAUGAUCUUUCAAUAUCACUGACGUCAUAUGACCAAAAACAUACAAAAUUUCCAUCGAAUUUACAAAAAUCUAAAAAAUAUUUCAAUGAGAAAAUUUUUACAAAUGAAAAGAAAAAUUUAAAUAAAAUGGGAACAGCGUGUUCAACUCAUUUACAAAAUCAUGUGCUUCCCGUAACAGAAAUUAAUCAUAAUGAAGUUGAUAGUAAUGGUGGUGGUGGUCGUUACAGUAGUAAAAAUGAAAAUUUUUCGUCAUCAUUAACUAAACAUAAUAAAAAAGCUGUUCAACCUGAUCAUAUUAUUCAAGUAAUUAGUGUUAAUGACGACGAUAAUAAAAACAAAAAUAUAUUAUUUUUAAAAAAGGAAACAACAUUAAAAAAUGAGAAUUCUCACUUAUCAAAUAAUUUCGGCACAAAAACUAGAUCAUCAUUUACACAAACUGAUUCACCAACGGAAUUAAUACAAUCAAAACAAUUAGAUAGCACUAAUACUAGAUACAGCAAUAAUAAUAAUAAUAAUAACAGUAAUUGUAAUAAUAUUCAACAACAACAACAAGAAUAUCAAGCUGAACAACAUUCUACAAUUGUUAAUUUACUUAAAAAUGAUUUAGAGCAAUCAUGUUCAAUUGAAACAGAUAAUAUAUUACAUCGAAAUAAUAGUGCUUUUAGUAAUGAUUCAACUGUAGAUGAUACAAAUUCAUUAAAUGCUGAUAGUUCUACCGAUAAAUAUUCAGUAUCAAAUAAAAUUAAAAAUAAAUAUUAUAAAAAAGAUAGUAAUGAAAAAAAUAUGUUUUAUGAUGGUGGUACUUCAUUAAAAUCAAUGCCAAGUACAAUUACAACAACGGCAACACCAAAAAAUAAUAUAAAUUCAAAACGUAAUUCCACACCAAAUUCUUUUAUUAGUAGUGGUAGUACUAGUAAUAAUUUUUUCAAAAAUUUAAGUGGUAGUGUUCAAAAUUUAGUAUAUGGUAGUCAUUAUGGUAAAAUAAAUCGAACAAAAAGUUUUAGUGAAAAUAAUUUAACAAAAUUUUUUAAUAAAAAAUCUCUCUAUAAUUCAAAUAAUAGUGAUAAAAAUAAGGAUAAGUAUUUAAGUAAUUCAAAAAUUGAUUAUUGUCCAUCAGUUUUAUAUAAUCGUAAACAAAUAGCUGAAAAUAAAGCGAUUAGAGAAUCACGUAAAAUCAAUUUAAAAAAUAUUAAAAAAAUGUUCUCACAUAAUUUACCAGGAUUAAGAAAUUCAAAGGAUAAAACGAAUAACAAAAUUCAAGACACAGAUGGAGGCUUUUUCGAAAAAUUUGGUUCAUUAUUACGUCAAAAAUCAUUAAUAGAAGAAACAAAUUUAUCAACUCCAUUGGCAGUAUUAACAGAAGAAACUUUCGAUGAAAAAGAAAUACAAAAUGAAAGUGAAGUAGGAGAAGAAGAAGAAGAAGAAGAAGGAAAUGAAGAAGAAACUAGACAAAAAUUAUUUGGUAAAACUAUGCGUGCUUUAAGUGGGGAAAAUGAAAAUGAUAGUGGAACAGAAACUUUACCAGACUCGGAUAGUGAUAUUGAAGAUCCGGAAGCAAAAAAACAACAACUCAUAGAAAGUUGUGACAUGAAUAUUGAAGAAUUAUAUGAGGAAGUCCUUCACGAGAUUUUACAUAAUAUUGGCUGUGAAACAUCAGAUGAUGUUUGCCAAACGGCUUUAUUGGAAUAUGUUCAAGAUGCUUUUAAAAUUCCAAAUGAUGUUCAUGAAAGAAUACUCACAUCAGCAGAAACAAAACAACCAUCUGAAAUUAGAUUAAAUGUUGAAAUAAUAAAAGCUGAAAAUUUAAUGCCAAAAGAUUCAAAUGGCUUAUCUGAUCCAUUUGUGACAAUGUAUUUGGAAUCAUUUUCAACACAUCGUUAUAAUACCUCAGUCAAGUCAGCCACAUUAAAUCCAGUAUGGGAAGAACAUUUUUCACUACCAAUUUCAGACAAUCCAAAUAGUGAAGUUCUAGUUUUAGAAGUUUGGGAUUUUGAUGCUGCAGAAACAGUAGGAGAAAAAAUGAAUAAAGUUUUUGAAGUUAAAGGAAUCAAAGGUUUUAGAAAAUUGAUGAAGGAAAUAGCUGUGACAGCUUCGACGGGUAAACAUGAUAACGAACUAAUUGGAAGAACAUCAAUACCACUUAAAUCGAUUCCAGCUUCAGGUAUUAGAGUUUGGUAUAGUUUAGAUAAAAAUGGAAAAAACUCAAAAAAUAGUCGCGGUUCCGUUUUAAUACAUAUGAGUUUUAGUGCAGAAAAGAAUAAUCGUGUUGCGGCACAAGAACAUCGUCAUCUUUUAAAAAUUUUAUUAAUGCAUGAAUUAGAAACAUCACAAGUAGCACAAUAUUGGUGGAGAGGAAAAUUUUGUACACAAGGUGAAGCAAUAUUAACACAACAUUCUGCACAAAGUGGACUUUCUGUAACGGAUUGUGCUAUGGCACAAUGGUCUGUAUUUGCACAAAUCAAUCAAAAGCAUCAUUUAUCAUUUUCGUUAUUUAAUUCAUUAUUGGAUAAAAUUAUUCCAACAUUACAAACAUUACCAAAUGAUGAUGAUGAAGUGAAAUUAUUUUGGGAAGGUGCAAAACGUUUAUUACCAUCAUGUUUUUCAAUAAUACGUAAAGUUAGACAAAAACUAUUUGGUGAUAAACAUGGUCUUAAAAUUUUAAAUGAAGUUUUGGAUAUUAUGUCAAAAAUAGCAAUGUUAGAACCGCCACCAGGUACUGAUCUAUUACCAAAAAAUAUUUAUGGAUGGAUUGUACGUGAUUCAGAUGAUUCCAGUCCUAAUUUUGAUAUAAGGGGUGCAUUACGUGAUUCAGUAAAAUCAGGUGCUUUAGAAUGGUUUGAGCACAUUAAUGAAGUUAGUAACUUUACUAAGGGAAAUGAAGAGGACCAAUUGCAACACUUAAUUAAACUUACUCAACUUGUUAGGACUGAUUUACAACAAGCAAUUGAAUAUUAUGAUAAAAUAUUUAAACAAAAAAUGCAUUUCAACUAUGCGCAAACACUCUAUUUAUUUUAUGAAAAGAAAUUAGCUGAAUACGCUCAGCCAAUUGUUGAAGAAGUUUGUAGAAAUAUUAAGAGAUUAAAUGUAUCAGAAGAUAGAUGGGAAAAGUUACCAGAGAAUGAAGAAAUCAAUAUGGGAACAACUUUGUUUGAAUUGUACUUAGUACUCAAACGAUUCACAACUUUAGGCUCAGCAAUGUGCCCAGGACAUGAUAAUUUAUCUAUUAAUAAGUAUCACGAUUGGUUUACAACUGGAGUUUCACAUUGGCUAGAUAUUUCAGUAUAUAAAGCUUUAACUAGAAUUGAAAAAGCAAUAGAUCUGGAUAAAUUAGUGCCUGUUGAUGAAACUGUAAAAUAUAGUUCAUCAGCUGUUGAUACAUUAGCAAUUUUUUAUCAAAUAAAAAUUUUUUGGCAACAACUUGGUUGGCCAGAUGCUGAAGGAGCUUAUAUAUUUGUUUCAAAAAUUGUCGAUGACAUCUGCAGAUGCUGUGUGUUCUAUGCUGACAGAAUGUCCAAGAGAGUUGAAGAAAUUGACUUCCACAUCAAUAAUAGAGAUAAAUUUGAAGUAACUAGAGAAUGGUGUUUAGCUAUAAAUAAUAUUGAUUAUAUUAGACAAAGUUUGAAUCCUUUUAUUAAAGAAUUAGGUGCCGAUGAAAUUAUUGUGAAAAUCGGUGAAUAUCGGAGUGAUUUAGAAGCACAACGUUGUUCUGCCACUAUAAAAAAUGUUAUUGAAAAUGCUAUUGAUACUGAAAGAAAUAAAAUUAUUGAAUUAAUUGAAGAAGUUGCACGUAAAAUGUCACCUGCUAUGAGAAGAUUUUUAACAGAAGGAGCUGAAAUUUUACAUCAAGAUUCAAAUUCAAUGGAUCGUAUUAUGAUGUAUUUAGAAAAUGCAUUAUCAACAUUAAAUGCUGAAUUAAAUGAAGUUAAUUUUGAAAGAAUUUUGGAAGCAAUAUGGUGUGAAAUUUCUGUUAUUUUAUUUGAAUUAGUUCAAGCAAAUUUAGAAAAACGUCGUCCACCAUCAUUCUUUUCAAAUUUACGUGAUACAUUGCAUGUAAUGGUAAAUAGUUUUAAGAUAUCAAAUAGUUGUACAACAUCAGAUAAAGAAACAUUGGAAAAUAUUGAAAGAUUAUUAGAAUUACAUGCUUUUGAAACAGCAGAAUUAAUUCAUCAGUAUUACCUACUAAGACUGGAAGACCAAAGAAAAAUGCAAGAAUAUCCAUAUGGACAAUUAACAGUACGAGGACGUUUUGUAUCAAAUGUUUUACAUUUGGAAAUAAUGAAUGCAAGAAAUUUAGUACCGAUGGAUUCAGAUGGAUCAUGUGAUUCAUUUGUUAAAGUGCAUUUUAUGCCAUCUGAUAAAUUUUUAGGAGUAUCUACACCAAAAACAUCAACACAAAAUAAAACAUUAUAUCCUUUAUAUGAUGAAAAGUUUACAAUAGUUCUUUCUGAUGAACAACGCAAAAUGAGCAAUGCUAUAAUGGUAUUUAGUAUUAAGGAUAAAGAUUUAUUUGGAAUGUCUAAUCAGUAUAUUGCGGAAGCUUAUUUAACAUUUGCAGAUUUUGAAACUACUCCCGAUGAACAAAUUCACUUAGGUCUUAGCAGACCUGAAUAUAAAGAUACAGACUGCUUACGUGCCUUAGAACAUCGUCAAGGAGAUAAACAAGCAAGAGAUUUCUUAAAGAAGCUUAAACAAAAAGCUUAUUAGAAAUGUUAAUAUUUUUUUUAUAUUUUGUUAAUAUUUAUACAAUAAUGAAUACACACAGAUAUAUUUUUUUUAUGAAGCAAUAAUGUAAAUGUAAUGUUAAUUUAGAGAAACAAAAUGUAAAAUUCACAAUUAAUCUCAAGAAUCCAUCCGCGAGUCGAAAAUGCUUUUUCUGCUUAUAAUUGUAUUAAUUAACAUUUUAAAAUUUAGAGAGAUUUAAAAAAAAAAGCAAUAAUUUUUUUUCUAAAUUUUAAUUUUAUAUAGAAUGAAAAACAAAAACACACAUUUGUAUGUACAUAUCUUAAAAAAUGAUAUGUAAAUUUUAUUUUAUAACGUUUUUGUACACACAUUUUGUAAAAUGUACCUAAAAACAAAAUUGCAUAAUUAUAUUGUAAA
Condylostylus longicornis is the source of this 6082-nucleotide messenger RNA. It is a transcript of the gene stac, whose product is annotated as protein unc-13 homolog 4B. The record is from RefSeq and is a predicted model, not a curated record. Bases 200 to 5689 code for a protein of 1829 amino acids. The transcript has 13 exons. NCBI's taxonomy places the organism in Eukaryota, Metazoa, Arthropoda, Insecta, Diptera, Dolichopodidae.